Erinaceus europaeus (western European hedgehog) is the source of this 765-nucleotide messenger RNA. It is a transcript of the gene CALML4, whose product is annotated as calmodulin like 4. The transcript is spliced from 5 exons. Lineage: Eukaryota; Metazoa; Chordata; Mammalia; Eulipotyphla; Erinaceidae. The coding region runs from base 35 to 622 and encodes 195 amino acids. Gene Ontology annotation, molecular function: calcium ion binding; myosin heavy chain binding. Gene Ontology annotation, cellular component: cytoplasm; myosin II complex. The record is from RefSeq and is a predicted model, not a curated record.
GCUGGAACCUGUCCCCUGGGCACCACUGGUCACCAUGGCAGCGGGGGAUUUAUUACGGCCUCACCCUGGGCUGGGCCUGCGGACUUGGGACUCAGCGGAAGUGGAAGCAGGAAGGCAGCUGCGGGAAGGCAGCCAGUGCCGGAACCAGGGGGCCCCCAAGAUGGCCAAGUUUCUCUCCCAGGACCAGAUCCAUGAGUACAAGGAGUGCUUCUCCCUGUACGACCAGCAGCAGCGGGGCAGGAUCCGGGCAGCAGACCUGCUGGUGGUCAUGCGCAGCCUGGGGGCCUGUCCCACACCGGGGGAGGCCAGGCGCCACCUGCAGGCCCACGGCGUCGACCGGGACAGGGAGCUGGACUUCUCCACGUUCCUGAGCAUCAUGCACGCGCAGGGCAAGCAGGAGGACCCUCGCAAGGAGAUCCUGCUGGCCAUGCUGAUGGCGGACAGGGACAAGGACGGCUGCAUACCCGCUGCCGAGCUGCGCGCCAAGCUCACACAGCUUGGGGAGAAGCUCACCCACAAGGAAGUGGACGAUCUGUUCAGAGAAGCAAACAUCACGCGGGAUGGCCAGGUCAAGUAUGAGGAGUUCAUCCAGAGGAUCACCACGCCCACACGGGACUACUGAGUGGGGCGCCCGCCUGGGCCCCUCUACCCACACAGGCUCGUGUUUAAAAGAAGCGACCCCACACUGGUCAGAGAUGACUUAGCAACAGAGAUGUGUGAUGGCGGCCGCAGGCCUGGCAUGCCUUUAAUAAAAGGUCUAACAGC